Messenger RNA from Caretta caretta (loggerhead turtle), 516 nucleotides. The record is from RefSeq and is a predicted model, not a curated record. NCBI's taxonomy places the organism in Eukaryota, Metazoa, Chordata, Testudines, Cheloniidae.
AUGUUGCUUGUGUGCAUGGGUCGCGUGCACGCUCCGGGGAAGGGCCUGUCCCAGUCAGCCUUGCCCUCUAGACGCAGUGUGCCCACAUAGUUAAAACUUACUUCUGAUGGUGUAAAGGAACAGAUCUACAAACUGGCUAAGAAAGGUCUGACUCCCUCACAGAUGGGUGUAAUCCUAAGGGACUCUCAUGGUGUUACCCAAGUUUGUUUUGUCACUGGCAACAAAAUUUUAAGGAUCCUUAAGUCCAAGGGACUUGUCCCAGACCUUCCAGAGGAUCUGUACCACUUGAUCAAGAAAGCUGUUGCUGUUCGUAAACAUCUUGAGAGAAACAGAAAGGAAAAAGAUGCCAAAUUUCGUCUGAUUCUGAUUGAGAGCAGAAUUCACAGGCUGGCUUGUUACUACAAGACCAAGAGAGUACUCCCACCCAACUGGAAGUACGAGUCAUCCACUGCCUCUGCUCUGGUCGCAUAAUAGUUCACUCUUCUUUUCAUUGAAAGAAUAAAGUCACAUUAAAGA